UGUGUUAAGGAUAAUUGCGUAAAGACAAGAGUGGUGUUUCCUGACUAAACAGUUUGGACUCCUCUUCUCUCUGGGGAAAAGCCGAAGCGAAUCCAAUCUCUUGACGUCCAGAUCUGGAAUUCUAAUUUUAAUUGUUCAUGAGGAGAAGCUGCUAGCCAUUGGAAUGGGAUGCAAACAGCAUUUCUGCGUGAAAAUCUUUGCUGCAACAGUAUGUGUCUUGCUUCUGUUCCCACAUUUGGGCUUCGCAAGAAAACGUUGGAAACGUGGACUUCACCUGAAGCUGACAGAGAAAUAUGAUGACUAUGAGUACCCCCUUCAUUCUCAUGGUACGCCCUCCCAGAAGAAUGACCGCUGCCCGCCUCCACCGCAGACGCUACCGGACCGGGCGUGCGAGGUGCCCGGAUGUCGCUCAGAUUCCGAGUGCGAGAGGCACAAACGUUGCUGCUACAAUGGAUGCAUCUACGCCUGCUUAGACUCCGUGCCGCCACCCCCAGGUUUUUUGGAUUGGCUGGUACAGCCCAAACCACGUUGGCUGGGUGGGAAUGGCUGGCUACUCGAUGGACCAGAAGAAGUCUUGCAAGCCGAGGCCUGUAGCACCACUGAGGACGGCGAAGAGCCCCUGCACUGUCCGACGGGAUACGAAUGCCACAUCAUCAACCCUGGCAAUGCCGCCGAGGGCAUCCCCAACAGAGGGCAGUGUAUCAGGCAACGGGGGAAUUCAGAUGGGCGGAACCUACAGCCUAAAUAUUACAAGGAAUACUUGGGAAGCAGCUCGAACAACGUGGUGGGUUUGGGUUACGUGAAGCAACAGCAGAAACACCUUGGCUGAUUCACGAGGAGUCCCCUGGAGAAUACAACGAUAGAGUAGCCCUCAGUGUGCAAACACAUAACGACACAUCUGCUCCUCUGGCCACAACCAGACUCUACCCACAACACCCCCUGCGCACUCAAUUCCCGCUUUAUUUGGGGGGCCACCCCCUUGACGGACACCAUCUCCCCCCUUGACCUGACCUCCUCACUUCUCCUUUUGGUCCGACCUCCUCUCUCCUGGCUUCCCUUUUCAUCUCCUGGAUGACCCCGGGGCUGCUAAUCCAGUCGGACUCCUUGUCCUCCGGCCUCAGCCUCACCUGGGGUUGCCAGCUCUGGGUUGGGAGAUUCCUGGGGGUUUGGGGAGUGGGCCCAGGGAAGGGCAGAGUUUGGGGGGAAGAGAGACCUCCCUCGUUGUGGCAUCAUGCCAUAGAGCAGAGACGGCCAAACUUGCUUAACGUAAGGGCCGCAUAGAAUAAGCAUCAGAUGCUUGAGA
Gekko japonicus is the source of this 1303-nucleotide messenger RNA. It is a transcript of the gene WFDC1, whose product is annotated as WAP four-disulfide core domain 1. Gene Ontology annotation, cellular component: extracellular region. The record is from RefSeq and is a predicted model, not a curated record. Gene Ontology annotation, biological process: regulation of cell growth. The transcript has 6 exons. Lineage: Eukaryota; Metazoa; Chordata; Lepidosauria; Squamata; Gekkonidae. Gene Ontology annotation, molecular function: peptidase inhibitor activity. The coding region runs from base 164 to 829 and encodes 221 amino acids.